UCUUGUUUAGAAACGUCUUGAGUUGUCUUGACAUGAUUCAUAAACCGAUCUUCUACGAAAUAAGAACAGACUUAAGACUAUCUUAUUAGUCAUGAAUUCAUAGUCGUUAUAAGACAUCUUAUAUGACGUAUGUACAGUUAAACAAGACGAUCUUCGUCAAGUCGUGGUCAAAGUAGACUUAAGCAAAGUUGUAAGCCUAUCAAUAAAACAGUAAAAUGUCAUCAAGGAGCUGAAGAAUCGUAAAGGAGCUAUCAAGAAAUACAUCGUCUCGAUUAUAAGGCCGACAGCGAGAAAUUUGCUCCCUUCAUCAAGAAAUACCUAAGGACGGCUGUCACGUUUGGUACAGGCCAAAAGGAAGGAUGCAUCGAGUUCGUUCAAAUUCUCGAUCAUCUUGGUAGCAGCUACUAAGAUUGCGAAAGCAGCAAAAAAAUUAUUUUCUGAUUCCUUCUGAUAACAAAUUGUGUAAAAAAAGGAAUACAUUUGUAUUUAAUAAUGGAUUUAGCAAAUUUAGAAAUCCAAGAUAUUAAUUUUUUUAAUGAAGAAGAAGGAGAUGAAGAAAUGGUACUUCGUGCACCAAAACGGUAUCUUCGUGAUAAACAAAAUCCGUUCGAAUUUUUUAAUGAACGAGAAUUUAAGAAAAGAUUUCGAUUUUCAAAAGAUUCCGUAAUGUUUGGUAUUUUACCAUUAAUAGAGGAAGGAUUAGCAAAAAUUAACAAUCGCGGUUUGCCAAUCUCUCCGGUUUUACAAUUAUUGAUAUGUUUAAGAUUUUACGCAACAGCAAGCUUUCAGCUCGUUGUAGGUGAUGUAAUACAAUUUCACAGUCUACAAUAUCACGAAUUAUAUUUCAAGUUUCUAGUUUAAUAGCAAGUAACAUGAAAACAUAUAUAAAAAUGCCAACAUCUGAUC
Messenger RNA from Trachymyrmex cornetzi, 906 nucleotides. RefSeq lists its product as uncharacterized. The transcript is spliced from 3 exons. The record is from RefSeq and is a predicted model, not a curated record. Lineage: Eukaryota; Metazoa; Arthropoda; Insecta; Hymenoptera; Formicidae. The coding region runs from base 493 to 861 and encodes 122 amino acids.